CAUUAAAACUCAGUUUUAGUACACACUUAUCUUAGAAUUUUCAUUUGAGUGUGUUGUAUCAUAAUGUCAGAUUUUUAAAUUAAAUAGCGUGUACCUGUUUAAAUAAUUUGGUGGACUCAGUUUCCACACUUAGACUCUUACUAGAAAUAAUGACACUCCAAAGAUGUCUCUAUCAAGUUUCAAAACAGAUAUCACAGCAAUUUAUUCUUCAACCAAGUGUUAGGCAGGUGUUUUGUAAAAUCAACUAUAAAUACAGUACUAAUGCUGAAAAAAAGUUCUCUGACCGACAUGAAUGGGUGCUUGUUGACAAAGAGAAUAUUGGAACAGUAGGAAUAAGUAAAUAUGCUCAAGAAUCUCUUGGAGAUGUUGUGUUUGCCCAGUUACCUGAUCCGGGAAUGCAAUUAAACGUUGGGGAUGAGUGUGGUGCUCUAGAAAGUGUUAAGGCUGCUAGUGAAAUAUAUUCUCCUGUCAGUGGAACUGUUACAGAGAAGAAUAAGGAGGUGGAAAAGAAACCCGGGCUUAUAAAUAGUUCUUACUAUGAUAAAGGAUGGCUAUUUAAACUUAAACUUUCAAAACCAGAACAAUUAAAUAAUCUAAUGAAUGAGAAGCAAUAUGAAGAAUUUUUGAAGACAGAUGCUGAAAAAGAUCACACUUAAAAUGUAUGCUACUCACUACCUUUUAUUUAUAAUUUAAAUCAAAAAUUUUGUUAUAUAGUUUAGCUGUUAUAAAAAUAAUUUGAAUUGCUGUUAUUUACGAUGUGUAAACUUUUACUUGGUUGGUGUUAUGUACAUAGUGAAAGCUUUAAUAAAUAAUGGAGUUCAUGUGAUAUAAAUUUAAUAAACAAUUCCUUAUCCGAUU
Molecule: messenger RNA, 858 nt
Organism: Pieris brassicae (large cabbage white)
Lineage: Eukaryota; Metazoa; Arthropoda; Insecta; Lepidoptera; Pieridae
Gene: ppl
Product: glycine cleavage system H protein, mitochondrial
Exons: 2
Coding region: 150-656 (168 amino acids)
Biological process (GO): protein lipoylation; glycine decarboxylation via glycine cleavage system
Cellular component (GO): cytoplasm; glycine cleavage complex; mitochondrion
Source: RefSeq, a predicted model, not a curated record